UGUCUCCGCACCGUUGCUCCAAACGCAGUCCGUCAGUCAGUCUGUGUGUGUGUGUGUGUGUGUGUGAACGACUCUCUGUGAAACAAGCGCUUUUUCUCCGCACUUUAAGUGCAACUUGAUCGGAGUUUGCGCUGCGCGUAAAAGCCAUGUCGCUGCUGCAGCAGUUACGCGAUGAAAGCGACUUUGAUCAGCUUCCCAAUGACAUCCCCAUCAGUGCCACCAUCGCCGACAUCGAGGAGAAGAGGGGCUUCAUCGACUACUUUAAAUUCGCAAUUGAGGUGAAGACUCGAGGAGGCAGCAAGUAUCUGAUCUACAGGAGGUACCGAGAGUUCCUGAGCCUCCACCAGAUCCUCGACUCCAAAUACACACCUGAGGAUUCAGAGAAACAUGGUCCUAACACCUGCAUCCUGCCUUCUCUCCCAGGAAAAGUCUUCAUUGGAAACAAGAAGGAAAUUGCAGAGAGCAGAAUCCCUGAACUCAACGUGUACAUGAAGAGGUUGCUCAGUCUGCCGACAUGGUUCCUGCUCGAUGAGGAUCUCAGGAUUUUCUUCUACCAGACGGAUCAGGACAGCCAGCACCAACCACAGGCCCUCAGGCGUCUACGGCCCCAAACGCGCAAAGUGAAGACGGUCAAACCUAAGAUGGACCUCUUCUCCUCCCCAAGGGCAGAGGCGAUGUUUGACUUUCGUGGCAAUGGCAAGGCAGAGUUGAACCUGAAGAGGGGAGAGGUGAUCUUUCUGCUGCGACGAGUCAACACGGACUGGCUGGAGGGCACAGCGAACAACCAGACGGGUAUUUUCCCACAGUCCUUUGUGAAGAUCAUAAAGCCCCUCCCAGAGAGUGAUUCAGAGGGUGAAGUUGGAGCUCUCACUUACAGCUGCUUGCGCUGCCUCUUGCUCACUCCCUCAGGAGUCGACACCAGAGAUGUGUGCGUACAAGAGGACAUCACCAUCCAGCCGACAUACAGCGACCUACUGUGUCAUAUGAGACAGGUUUUCCAGGAGGACGACAUUGCUCUGAACUACCGCGACCCCGAGGGCGACCUGAUCCGCAUCCUCGAUGACGAGGACGUCCAGCUGAUGAUCAAGGAGAGCCGACGUCGCGACGGCAAAGUCAAGAGACCCGUCAAUCAAUAUCCAUGGGAAGUGCACGUGACCAGGGCGUCUGAUCUCUCUGUUUACAACACCGAGGGCUGAGAAACAUGCGCAGUUUAAUGGCAUGGAAGAAGUAUUUAGUUUUCCUUUAUAUGGAGAUAUUGCACCGUUGGAGUUAAUGGUCGCUGCAUCUCAGAUUUUACCACAACUACAUUUUGUCUGUUUUUUUUUUUUACCUCUUUAUGUGCUUUUGGAAGCUAUCACUCUCAGUUGCUGUGACACUGAAGAGGCAGAGCACUGGGGAGUAAACCUUCCACAUAGUUUGCAGAACAGCAGGAGUACAGAAAAUGGUAACUUUUUUAAUAGUCAAUGAAGAGGUGUGCUGACUCCUGAAGUUACGACUACACUUACACUAUUCUCGGCACAUAAAUAUGAAAACAAUGUCAACUUCUCAAAGCUCAUUACUAUAUUUCUCCAUUAUCUGAGUUCCUUCAAUGUUAAGUAUUUCAGUGUGGUCAUAUUUUGCACCGUAACACAUGUUAUUACUGCAUUGCCCUGUGCUGCCCUUUGCCCAAAGUACACACAAAAGCCUUAUUUUAAGGCUACAAAAACCAUGGGUUAUACACUCAUGCAAACAUACUUAUAUGUUUCAAUUUUUACCAAUACACCUUCCUAAAUGUUAUACAUAGGAUUUAUAACAUUAAUGUAUGUUUGUUCCAGUCCUUUAAAUGUGAGGAUUAAUUAAAGGAGAGUAACACAAAAUACAAAAAUUAAGUGAGUCUUUCAUGCUUCUUCGGGGUGGCAGGUAUUUAAUUGCCAGUUAGGGGAUAGAUCAAAGUUAUUUUUAGACCACAACAACCUUUUCUUUUGUAACAGUAUCCUAAAAUACAGAUGGAAUCCCUUGACACAUAUUGGUGUAAAUGGUGUUUUGUUCAGGUGUUGAUAGAUUUUUGAUGAUCAGCUGAUCCUGUGAAGCCCAGCACACUUACGACCUGGCACCUGUGUGCUUACAGGUCACUAUACUACUCCAUCAAUCAAUCAAUCCAAUAUUAUAUGUAUUCAAGGUACUUAUUUUAAUGUAAUGAGUAACCUAAGGCAUUAGAUCUGCAACUGACUAUGUGC
Messenger RNA from Solea solea (common sole), 2216 nucleotides. It is a transcript of the gene ncf4, whose product is annotated as neutrophil cytosolic factor 4. Gene Ontology annotation, molecular function: superoxide-generating NADPH oxidase activator activity; phosphatidylinositol binding; protein binding. The record is from RefSeq and is a predicted model, not a curated record. Gene Ontology annotation, cellular component: NADPH oxidase complex. Gene Ontology annotation, biological process: superoxide anion generation; phagocytosis; respiratory burst. Lineage: Eukaryota; Metazoa; Chordata; Actinopteri; Pleuronectiformes; Soleidae. The coding region runs from base 147 to 1196 and encodes 349 amino acids. The transcript is spliced from 10 exons.